UAUAGUCAUUGUUUCGUUCUUUUCAGUAGUAACGCGAUGGAGUGACAUCCGGCGAGGAUGCGGUGGUUCAAGAAGGGAGAGCCGCCGCGCCUGCUGGCCGCGACGCCCGAGCCCGAGACACGCUCGUCGCGCCGCGCCAGGAUUGACAUGUCUCCAGGACGGUUUGCCAAUCGGAACAGUAGCAGCAGUUCAGUGGAAACAAAUUUCUAUAACCUCAGCGACCAAAUAAUAAUUGUAGAUAAAUCACCGAUUCCAUGUCACCAAAGUGAGGACACACCUGUUGCUCGCCGAAUAUCCGUGCAGAACAGCUUCACUCCACCGCAAGAUACAUACACGAGUCGCAAAAACCGCGGGGGCUCUUUGGAAAAGGAGUACAUGGUGUACCGCGAAAAACGAAAUCCGCUACUAGACAAAGUGAAAAAUACUAAAUUGUCCUGUUUCAAGUCUAUAGGACCAUUGCAUUAUGGAGAUGACGCUGCUUCGACUUCGGGCAGUGAGUGUAGCCGAUUUGGACUUCCGGAAGAUGUUGCUCAUUGUCGAUAUGACGGAAACUAUCCCAAUAGUCACAUUGAAUUUGAAAACCAGAAUCCCUGGGUAAGAAUGCCGAACUACGAUGACGACGUGUUUGUUCCUAAAGGCAUUCCAACUCAUGUUGAUAGACAUUGGAGAGAUGGUAAAUCAUUCAAUGCUAGAGGCACUAGAUGCUACAGCUCAGGAUCUGAAUGUGAUCGCUAUCAUCCUGUGCCUAAAGUCGGCACAAAACUUUCCAAGUCUAGUGAUCAAAUAUUUAAUGAUGAUUACGAAAACUUUGAGAGUGCACCUUCAAAUAUUCUAAUCAAACCACAAAAAAAGACUGAUAAAUUUAAGCAAAAAGAUGAUAAGGACACAAUCGGACCUAGUUCUUGUCUGUCAGCUAAGCUAAGAGCAAUGUCAGAUAGAUAUCUAAAGUCAUCCACUAAUAAGUUUUUCUCCAAACUUUAUAAGCCAAAAGGUGACGAAGACGAAGUGGAUGGGAGUAAUGAAAAUAUAUUAAAAUCAACCAGUGCAUUGAACAGGAGUCGAAAGAAACGUGGUGGCGUCAAAGCUAAAUUACGGAGUUUUUCUUACGGUGCACUACCAGGUUUAGAUGAAUUCCAAAAAGGCAAUAGCUCUGUGUUUCAUGAUGAUGUUUACCAAGCAUCAUGUGAUGAUGAAAAUGUGUUAAUACAAGACUGUGAAGAUGCUGACUCAGGAAUUCUAGUCAACGAAUCGGCAGCCUCUUCAAUAUUUGAUAGUGAUAGAAUAUCUUCUCGCUGUGAAAGCUCUGCGUCACAUGUAAAUACUUUAGUACCUUGUCACGGAAGAAGCGUAUCUGGUGAUCACACUUAUAUAAAGGCGAGAGUUUCAAGCCGGUUGAGUAGAGACAGAAACAGCGGUUCUAAAACACGGCUUAGACAUAACCAAAGGGCAUUAUCACUGGACCGUAAAGAGAUUCUAAGACGCAUGCCAAAUAACAGUGUAUCUGAGGAACCUCAUUUCUUGCAACUGACAGAAAAACAAAAAAUGAGGCAAAGAGACGUUAGCCAAGGUGACGCUGGUAUCCCACCGAUUCCUCCUUGCAGAAAACCCACCAAAUGUAAUAAAUCCGAAAAAGUGGAAUACAAAGUGGUGCGUAUCGUCCGCCGACACCCUUCUGAAGAACUAGGGAUAUUUAUUGCAAAAACAAAACUGCCCGAUGAAGGUCACGUUGGAUACUUGGUAGCUCACGUAGUUCCAGGAGGACUCGCUGAAAAAGAAGGGACGUUGUGUAUUGGCGAUGAAUUACUUAACGUGAAUGGGCGACGCCUUCGUGAUCUUACAAUGGCCGAGGCAAAAGAAGCUCUUAAAUCAGGGGCCCCUGAAAUCGAUAUUAUAAUAGGCAGGCAACUAGACAAAACGGCCCCUGAUGUUAAACAAAGGCCAUCUUCCCAAAGAAAGCCGCUAAUGAUGAGAGAGAGCUCAGUUGAUUAUGAAAAUGCAGUAAUUUUAGGUAAAGACAGGAGAGUCGAUAAAAUUGACGUCAGGAUAGACCGGCGGCGGUCGCAGGACGAGUCGUGUAAUCAGAGCGCGCUAUCUGCAACGGACGGGGCGAGCGACGGGGCAAACACACACUCACACUUCCAUAAGGGCCAGAACGCGACCUACAGCAGCAUGAACAACAAGCUGCUACGCCGGCAGGUCGUCAGCUACGGUGGCGCCAACAAGGAGGGCCUCGCGCUCAGUUGUGCCGGUGACAUCGUCGACGUCGACACGCCCGACGCGGCGGAACGAACCAAAGUCAAAAACAACAUUGAACCGCAUACACCGAACGCGGCAAACUUUUGCACGCUUCCCCGCAAGCCGAAAGCACCCACGCACAGUUACCACACGAUCACGUUCGAAAAGGGCAACGGGAAGAAACCUCUCGGCUUUACCAUCGUGGGAGGACGAGACUCCCCUAGAGGUCCGCUGGGGAUAUUCAUAAAAAGCAUCUUACCACAAGGACAAGCUAUCGACGAUGGAAGACUUCAAGCAGGAGACGAGGUGCUGGCGGUGAACGGGCAGGCGUGUCAUGAGCUCGCGCACGUGGAAGCCCUGGCUCUCUUCAAAGCGGUGCGCAAUGGCCCCAUCGAGCUCAGGGUCUGUCGAAGAGCAAGGAAUCCUCAAACUACCAAAGCGAAGUCAUGUACAGAUCUUCUCAAUGAUGAAGAAUGAAUAAUCACUACCAACGUUAUGCUGCUGUAAAUAUUAUUAGAUUGUUACGUUAAUAUUAAAAAUCAAAUCUCAAAAUAAUCAGUUAAACAAUUAUAAACUCAUAUGUAAGUAUAUAUUUAUCAAGUAAAAUAAGAACGCAUUAUGAAUGUAUCCAAA
Messenger RNA from Cydia amplana, 2868 nucleotides. RefSeq lists its product as uncharacterized. Lineage: Eukaryota; Metazoa; Arthropoda; Insecta; Lepidoptera; Tortricidae. Bases 58 to 2712 code for a protein of 884 amino acids. The transcript is spliced from 5 exons. The record is from RefSeq and is a predicted model, not a curated record. Gene Ontology annotation, molecular function: protein binding.